AUGGAGACGUAUUACGGACACGUUCGCACCCCUGCGGACGCCAUCAUUCUCCUUGAGGCCUGUCGCAUCGGUAUACUGCCACGAACGCAGAGACGAUGUUCAGAGAAGGAACGUCAAUCUAUUCGAUCUGGCUCUGUAUUCGUCUGGGAUGAGCGGGAAGCAGGCAUGCGCAGAUGGACGGACGGCAAAUCAUGGAGCGCCUGUCGAGUCUCCGGCAGCUUUCUGAAGUACAGAGAGAUGGAGGGCAGGCGCGGAGGUGGCAAUAUCUCUCAGAGCGCCGUAUCCAGAGCCGGCUUGACAUCUGAGCGCACAAAGGACAGCGAUGAGGGCCGAGGUGACGGGACAGAUGAGAAACCGGAUGGUUACCGAUAUAAGCCUGACGGCUUGGUGAAGCAGUCGUUCAGCAUCACGACUUCCACUGGCCAACACCUCCACCUUAUCAGCUACUACUCUCGCUCCCAUCCUUCUGCCGCCAACUUGCAACAACCCACUAUCGAUCCUGCCUUGCGACAUGUACGACCUCAGAAGGGUCUCUACCCUGAGUCAACAGCCGACGACCAGCAGAACCUCCUAAUGGCGACCCGUGGAACUAUGGUCGGCGCAGCAGCAUGUCCCAUCAUUCCUCCCCCUGUGCCUUCGUAUGCGCGCACAACUCAUGUGCUCUCCUACACGCCGCCCUCGUAUGCUUGGCCUCGAACUUCGCUGACUACGCCACCUACUGUCGCCAUUUCUCCCUACAGUGCUCGUUUCUACCUUCUUCCUGUCUCUUCAGCUGCACGAGGGCUGCCGGGUCCUCCAGGCGCUCCUCCAUAUGAUCACCAGCAACAUAAAAGCCUCCCUCACCCCGCGUUGCAUUCUCAUGCUCAUGCUCUUCCUCCGCCUUCAUAUCGCAUGCCAUAUGAGCGGCCACACCCUGAAUCGGCUCUACCUCCAGGUGGCCGGUCUGCGGCCGCCCCGUCAGGCUACCGAGGUCGUUCACCUCGCUCUGUGCAUGAAAUUCCUCCUCAGCAGAGAAGCCCACGAGAUUGCGGGCCAGUCGCGGCCGAUCCCUGUCUAGACUCGUCACGAGUACUAGCAGCCGCAGAUCCGUCGCCAAAUGGUGUUGUCUACGGCAGCCCACAUCUGCUGAACCAGACUCCUCCCAGUGCGCCACAGCUCCUUGGCCCCAUAGGAACCCUGCCCAAGCCUACUGAAGCCGCUAAUGGUGUCCCACCUCAUCGGCGAAUUGAUGAGUGGACCUCGCUCGCCCCUAUCACUUCCUCGAAUGUUCCUACAGGUCGGCCUCGAAGCCCACCGGGUGACCGUCCUCCUAUUGGGGGCGAGGGACCGCGGGAUAUCCCUAACGAGAAAAUCAGCUUCGACGGAGAAGACAUCCGGGCACUGCGCCAGUUGAACCGGGUAUUUAUUUACAAUUUCGAUCUUGUUUCAUCUCCCUUGAAAAAUCUCUUGUCUUCUGAGAUACCCGCGUAUUGGCCCCAUCUGCACCAAAUUUGA
This is a messenger RNA of Penicillium arizonense, 1494 nucleotides long. Its product is annotated as Gti1/Pac2 family protein. Bases 1 to 1494 code for a protein of 497 amino acids. NCBI's taxonomy places the organism in Eukaryota, Fungi, Ascomycota, Eurotiomycetes, Eurotiales, Aspergillaceae. The record is from RefSeq and is a predicted model, not a curated record. Gene Ontology annotation, molecular function: DNA binding. The transcript has a single exon.